GUGCCACGGACCAAACGUCCGCCAUAUAAUCACAUGCAGACCAGCUACUCAUUCUCGUCAUCGCCUCCAUCCGCUAUAUAAUCACAUGCAGACCAGCUACUCAUUCUCGUCAUCGAUCGAUCCCACUAGCUCCCAGCUAGCAGCAUCAUAUCGACCUUACACUUGGAUCUCAUCAAGUCCAAGCGUGCCCAGGUGUUCUCUAGGUGUUCUUUCUUGCAGCAUCGUCCGUAGCUACGUACGUAGUACACAUGGCUUUCGCGCUCAAGCCAUGCCUCUCGCCGUCUUCCUCGCCUCCGUCGAGCCUCGCCGCGGCCACACUGCCCAUGAAGCCUGUAUUCGUCGGAGCGCUCGCCGUCGACCCGGCGAUGGCCACGCCCGCCGCGCCGGGGAGGCAUGCGGUCAGGGCGCGAGCGGCGGCGACCACGCUGGCCCCGACACCGGCGCCCGUGCCCGCCGGUAACGGCGGCCUGUCUGUGGCGAAGGCCAUGUCCCGGGCCAGAGACAACGGCAUGACGGCGUUCAUCCCGUACAUCACCGCCGGCGACCCCGACCUGGCGACCACGGCGGAGGCUCUCAGGCUCCUUGACAGACUCGGCGCCGACGUCAUCGAGCUCGGCUUGCCCUUCUCUAACCCCUCCGCCGACGGACCGGUGAUCCAGGCGUCCACGGCGCGGGCGCUCUCGGCCGGCGCCACGUCCGACACCGUGAUGGCGAUGCUGAAGGAGGUGACGCCGGAGCUAUCCUGCCCGGUGGUCAUCUUGUCCUACUUCAACCCCAUCGAGCGGCGGGGAACGGGGAGCUUCAUCGCCGCAGCCAGAGAGGCCGGCGUACGAGGUCUUAUAGUACCUGAUCUUCCUUAUACUGAGGCAGGUGUUCUCAGCACUGAAGCCAAGAAGAACGACAUCGAGCUGGUGCUGCUUACAACACCAUCUACAAAGCCAGAAAGGAUGAAUGAGAUCACAGCGGCUUCCGAAGGGUUUCUGUACCUUGUAAGUAUCAACGGAUUAACAGGGGCCCGCCCAGAUGUGAAUCCACGUGUUAAGGAUCUACUCAGAGAGAUUAAGCAGGUCACUGACAAAGCAGUUGCUGUUGGAUUUGGCAUAUCGACCCCUGACCAUGUUAGACAGGUUGCACAAUGGGGUGCAGACGGUGUGAUAAUCGGUAGUGCGAUGGUGAAGCAGCUGGGUGAAGCAGAUUCUCCGAGAAAAGGGUUAAAGAGGCUAGAAGUAUACGCCAGGAGUCUUAAGGAUGCACUGCACGCCGUGAUAUGUACAAUAUAGGAUAUGUUUACAAAAUAUCAAUGAACCGGAAUUGCGAUGGCAAGUUGGCUUGGUGUUCCUAGUAAGACCAGUGUGGUGGUAGAAGCAAUAAGCUAUUUCUUAUGACUCGUUCGGUAAUUCAUCAGCUCCUUAAAACGUAAGAAUCUACAGAGCAUCUGUGCAGCCACUUCAGGAAUUUUAACUACAGCUCCGGGAGUAAAGCCGUGGAGCUUAGGGACUCCUAAUGGGGCCUUAGUUUUUUCUUGUAUGGCAUGUAAGUGAUGGUAGUUAGAGUACCCGAUGCUAUUUUUGUCCACCAAAUUUUGAUGAGCAAAUUUAUUAUGAUGAAA
Molecule: messenger RNA, 1609 nt
Organism: Hordeum vulgare subsp. vulgare (domesticated barley)
Lineage: Eukaryota; Viridiplantae; Streptophyta; Magnoliopsida; Poales; Poaceae
Product: tryptophan synthase alpha chain-like
Exons: 7
Coding region: 249-1280 (343 amino acids)
Biological process (GO): L-tryptophan biosynthetic process
Cellular component (GO): chloroplast; cytosol
Molecular function (GO): tryptophan synthase activity
Source: RefSeq, a predicted model, not a curated record